UUUCAUUAAUUUAUUUUAAUAUUUGGAUUGACUUAGACUACUAUGAGUUGUUAAUUCUUGUGUAUUUUUUUCCAUAUAUAUACGAGAAUGCAAUAUUCUUUCGGUAUUAUGAUUAAAAUCAUAAGAAAAAAAAUUCACUUUGGUUUUUCUCUCUUUGUUAUUUUCUGAGAUUUUCUCUUUUUUUCUUUUCCUUUAAACUUUUUGUUUCUUUUUUUUUUUGAACUAUGGCUAAUGCCAACGAUUUUGAAGGCCUCAAGAAUGAGGAGGUUGAUCUGGAAAAAAUUCCAAUUGAAGAAGUUUUUCAGCAGCUGAAAUGUACCAGGGACGGUUUAACAACCCAAGAAGGAACAAACAGACUCCAAAUAUUUGGACCCAACAGGCUGGAAGAGAAGAAGGAAAGUAAAUUCCUCAAGUUUCUUGGGUUUAUGUGGAACCCCUUGUCCUGGGUUAUGGAAGCUGCUGCUAUCAUGGCCAUAGCACUUGCUAAUGGGGGUGGGAAGCCACCAGAUUGGCCUGAUUUUGUUGGUAUCAUCUGUUUGUUGUUCAUCAAUUCUACUAUCUCGUAUAUUGAAGAGAACAAUGCUGGAAAUGCCGCUGCUGCACUCAUGGCUAAUCUUGCUCCAAAGUGUAAGCUGCUUAGGGAUAAUAAAUGGAGUGAGGCAGACGCUGCAAUGUUGGUGCCAGGAGAUAUCAUCAGCAUCAAAUUGGGUGACAUUAUCCCUGCUGAUGCACGUCUUCUUGAAGGUGACGCCUUGAAGGUUGAUCAGUCUGCUCUUACAGGAGAAACAUUUCCCGUUACCAAGAACCCUGGGGAUGAAGUUUUCUCCGGAUCAACAUGUAAGCAAGGUGAGCUUAUGGCUGUUGUUAUUGCCACUGGUGUCCACACCUUCUUUGGGAAGGCAGCCCACCUUGUCGACAGCACCAACAAUGUUGGUCAUUUUCAGAAGGUUCUUACCUCCAUUGGUAACUUCUGCAUCAUCUCCAUUGCGGUGGGUAUGGUGAUUGAGAUCAUUGUGAUGUACCCAAUCCAGCGUCGUAAGUACAGGGAUGGAAUCCACAAUCUGUUGGUUCUUUUGAUUGGUGGUAUCCCAAUUGCCAUGCCUACAGUGUUGUCUGUGACUAUGGCUAUUGGGUCCCACAGGCUCUCUCAACAAGGAGCUAUUACAAAGAGAAUGACUGCCAUUGAGGAAAUGGCUGGUAUGGAUGUGCUCUGCAGUGACAAGACUGGUACUUUGACUCUCAACAAGUUGAGUGUUGACAAGAACUUAAUUGAGGUAUUUUCCAAGGAUGUUGAUAAGGAGCAUGUUCUCCUUCUUGCCGCAAGGGCCUCACGUGUUGAGAACCAAGAUGCUAUUGAUACUUGCAUGGUUGGAAUGCUUGCUGACCCCAAAGAGGCUAGAGCUGGAAUUACGGAGGUACACUUUCUUCCAUUCAAUCCUGUGGAAAAAAGGACUGCUUUGACUUACAUAGAUGAUAAAGGAAACUGGCAUAGAGCUAGUAAAGGUGCACCUGAGCAGAUUCUUGACUUGUGCAAUUGCAAUGAUGCCAUCAGAAAGAGGGUUCAUGAAGCGAUUGAGAAGUUUGCUGAACGUGGUCUUCGUUCAUUGGGUGUAGCAAGACAGGAAGUGCCUGAAAAGAACAAGGAAUCUCCAGGUGCACCAUGGGACUUUGUUGGUUUGUUGCCACUUUUUGAUCCUCCAAGGCAUGACAGUGCUGAAACUAUCCGCAAGGCCCUCAACCUUGGUGUCAAUGUUAAGAUGAUUACAGGUGAUCAACUUGCCAUUGGUAAGGAAACUGGUAGAAGACUUGGUAUGGGAACAAAUAUGUACCCAUCUUCUGCUUUGCUUGGAAAAGACAAAGAUACUGCCGGCCUUCCUAUAGAUGAGUUGAUUGAGAAAGCUGACGGUUUUGCUGGAGUAUUCCCAGAGCAUAAGUACGAAAUUGUCAAGAUAUUGCAAGAGAAGAAGCACAUUGUCGGUAUGACCGGAGAUGGUGUCAAUGAUGCCCCUGCAUUGAAGAAGGCAGAUAUCGGUAUUGCAGUUGAUGAUGCAACUGAUGCUGCUAGAAGUGCUUCUGACAUUGUUCUCACUGAGCCUGGUCUUAGUGUUAUCAUCAGUGCUGUGCUAACCAGUAGGGCUAUUUUCCAGAGGAUGAAGAACUACACUAUCUAUGCAGUCUCCAUCACAAUCCGUAUUGUGGUCGGCUUUUUGCUUAUCGCUUUGAUCUGGAAAUUCGACUUCUCACCCUUCAUGGUUUUGAUUAUUGCCAUCCUAAAUGAUGGUACAAUCAUGACUAUCUCAAAGGAUCGAGUCAAGCCAUCUCCAAUGCCUGAUAGCUGGAAGCUCAAUGAAAUCUUUGCCACUGGAAUUGUUCUUGGAGGUUACCAAGCCUUGAUGACUGUCAUUUUCUUCUGGGUUAUGAAGGACACAGACUUCUUUUCUGAAAAAUUUGGUGUAAGAUCCUUGAGAGACAGUCGCGAGGAAAUGAUGGCUGCUUUAUACCUCCAAGUGAGUAUAGUAAGUCAAGCCCUUAUUUUCGUGACCCGGUCUCGCAGCUGGUCCUUUGUUGAGCGUCCUGGUAUGAUGUUGAUGAUAGCUUUCGCGAUUGCUCAGCUGGUGGCAACUGUUAUUGCUGUAUAUUUUACCUGGGGUUUUGCUGAGAUAAAAGGAUGUGGAUGGGGAUGGGCUGGUGUAGUUUGGAUCUACAACAUAGUUUUCUAUUUCCCACUCGACGUACUCAAGUUUGCCAUUCGCUAUAUCUUGAGUGGAAAGGCAUGGCUGAACUUAUUUAACAGCAAGACUGCAUUUUCCACCAAGAAGGAUUUUGGAAAAGAAGAGAGGGAAGCUCACUGGGCCGAAACACAGCGGACUCUACAUGGGCUUCAACCACCCGAGGCUUCUUCCACCCUCUUCAGUGACAGCGCCAGCUACAGGGAACUCUCCGAGAUUGCUGAGCAAGCCAAAAGGCGUGCUGAAGUUGCAAGGCUUCGUGAGUUGCACACGCUUAAAGGACAUGUCGAGUCAGUGGCGAAGCUCAAGGGCCUAGACGUGAACACCCAGGAUUCUCACUACACCGUCUGAAAAACUUAAGUGAGCAAGAGAGCAAGCUAAGAGAUCAAGGCCUUCGUAAGGGGGUGGGUGUAGUUGAUGACGAAGACGUUUGCUAAUUGAGUGAUGCUUUAAGGGCAGGGACUUAAUUAAAAGGCCCCAAGUAGUGCAGAAGUUUGUGCAUGAAAGUUUAUGGAGAACAAUUAAUUUUAUGAUGUAUAAGUGUCUCCUAAAACAGACCAAUUUUUUCUUUGUUAUUAUUAUUUUUUAUUGUUAUAAAUUACAACAUAUCUUAUUUGAUGUUACUCUGGAAGUUCAACUAAUUUAAUAAAUUUAUUUGAUUUUA
Molecule: messenger RNA, 3393 nt
Organism: Chenopodium quinoa (quinoa)
Lineage: Eukaryota; Viridiplantae; Streptophyta; Magnoliopsida; Caryophyllales; Amaranthaceae
Product: plasma membrane ATPase 4-like
Exons: 16
Coding region: 225-3080 (951 amino acids)
Biological process (GO): proton export across plasma membrane; regulation of intracellular pH
Cellular component (GO): plasma membrane
Molecular function (GO): P-type proton-exporting transporter activity; ATP binding; ATP hydrolysis activity
Source: RefSeq, a predicted model, not a curated record